UUGAUACAUAACCGGCAUAGGCAAUUCCGCUUCCAAUAGUAUAGAAUUUUGGUACAGUAUUCGGAUAAUGUAAAUAAUCAAUGAUUUUUUAAUACGGUGGAUCCAGUUUUUUAUCCAGUAAAUAAUUGAUAAUGAAAGGAUAGAAUGGCGGGAACCAUGAAGGUCAACCAUGGCUAAAAAAUGGGCGAUAUCGAAUUGAUGCUUAUGAAAAAGACUGUGAAGUAUAUACAUCUUCUCACUUAUCUCUAAUGGUCUGUUAGAGCCUGAAGGUUUAUACACUUCAUCUUCGUAAGCUGUUGGCAGUCUUCUUAAUAACGGAGUAUCGACUGCUUGUAGAUCUACCAACCGUUAUUGUACCAUCCGUCGUAACCAGGAUAUUCGAUUACAGUAUCAUACCACUAUUCUCCAGUACUCACUUAUUUAGAGCUGCAGCAAUUUCUACUCAGUGAUUUCGUUACGAACGGCUUGAGAGAGAGAUUCGACUAUUUCCUCUUCAUAUAAUAAAAAUACAUACACAGGAAAUAAAAAAUCAGAAUCAUUGGCAGAUAUAAUUAGACCUUGAGCAAGAUUAUAUUGCGUUUAUUUAUAUGAGUUUAUUUAAUAAUUCAUUACGAUUCAUUAUGAUUAGAUAUAAUUCUACUACUAUGUUAUAGAAAUUAAGCGUAAAAGUAGCGCAAAAUGUAUACGUCGAGAAAGAAAGUUCUUUGGUUCGCGAUAAUUACUAGAAUUGUGAUAUUAAAAUUACAAGUAAUUUUCAAUGUAUUAAUCCCCGAUCAUCAUGCAGAUGCAUUUAAAAGACCUUUGGAUUCUGCGGAGAAAGUUUCUCUCUGCGACCAAAUAAUUAAUUUUUUAUUCAAUGGUCUUACACGUUGGGAUGGAGAAUAUUUUUUACAUAUUGCAAGAUAUGGGUACACAUAUGAGAAUACUCUCGCUUUUUAUCCGUUGUAUCCAACUAUGAUUCGCAUUAUCGCUGUUAUUUUGACAAAAGUAUUUCCUUUAUUCAACAUGCAAAGUACGAUGAUCGUUGCUGCGAUUUUAAUUAAUUUCGUGUGUUUCGUAAAGUCUGCUAUUAUAUUUUAUGAUCUCACUGAGAGUGUAUUUCAAAAUACUGUAACGGCUUACAAAGCGGCUAUACUUUAUUGUAUAAAUCCGGCUAGUAUAUUUUUCUCGGCGUUAUAUUCAGAAUCUAUGUUUGCAUAUUUAACAUUUUACAUUAUGCUCGGAAGUAUGAAGUGCAUGCCUAACAUCUAUUUUCCAUUGGCUUUAUCAACUUUAGCAAGAUCAAAUGGUAUCGUCAACAUUGGUUUCCCUAUAUAUUUCGGGCUUAAGAAUUUGUGUAAUUCAGAAAGAAUAGAAACACAUGGACGAAAACAUAAUGUACUAUCAAUCUUAUGGCAUAUUUUAAAAUUAAUGAAAUUAAAUAACUAUUUUACUAUAUUAAGCGUAAUGAUUAUAUCGCUAUCUCCAUUUGUCCUUUUACAAAUAUACAAUUAUAUGAAAUUCUGUACCUCUACAUUCGAUAAAUCGUUAUUGCCAGUUCACAUUUUACAAUAUGCUGUAGAAAAUAAUCUGAUUCUAGCAGGUAAAACAGACUCAAUAUGGUGUAACGCUAGUGUGCCUUUAGCAUAUUCGUAUGUGCAAAAGACAUAUUGGAAUAUCGGAUUUUUAAGAUAUUAUCAAUUCAAACAAAUACCGAAUUUUAUAAGAGAUGAAUUAUACUUGUUAGGCUUUUUUGAUAGCAAGGCAAAAAGCGAAAAUAUUGUUAAAGAUAUACAAUUGUAG
This is a messenger RNA of Mycetomoellerius zeteki, 1782 nucleotides long. RefSeq names its product phosphatidylinositol glycan anchor biosynthesis class V (gene PIG-V). The record is from RefSeq and is a predicted model, not a curated record. Lineage: Eukaryota; Metazoa; Arthropoda; Insecta; Hymenoptera; Formicidae. Gene Ontology annotation, cellular component: mannosyltransferase complex; endoplasmic reticulum membrane. Bases 679 to 1782 code for a protein of 367 amino acids. The transcript is spliced from 5 exons. Gene Ontology annotation, molecular function: GPI mannosyltransferase activity; alpha-1,6-mannosyltransferase activity. Gene Ontology annotation, biological process: GPI anchor biosynthetic process.